This is a messenger RNA of Carcharodon carcharias (great white shark), 7950 nucleotides long. Its product is annotated as mannosyl-oligosaccharide 1,2-alpha-mannosidase IA-like. Gene Ontology annotation, biological process: N-glycan processing; carbohydrate metabolic process. Bases 52 to 1923 code for a protein of 623 amino acids. Gene Ontology annotation, molecular function: calcium ion binding; mannosyl-oligosaccharide 1,2-alpha-mannosidase activity. Gene Ontology annotation, cellular component: extracellular exosome; endoplasmic reticulum; Golgi membrane. The record is from RefSeq and is a predicted model, not a curated record. NCBI's taxonomy places the organism in Eukaryota, Metazoa, Chordata, Chondrichthyes, Lamniformes, Lamnidae. The transcript is spliced from 12 exons.
CAUUGGGGUUUGCGACCCACCCUCACGCUCAGUCGUUGCCUUGUUGUGCUGAUGACCCGAAGGCUGUGUUCAGGGUCCGGGCUGGGGCUGGGCAGUCGCUUCGGGGGUGUUCGCCUCUCCAAGCGGUUCGUCUUCCUGAUCCUGCUCAGUGCCUUGGUCACCGUGUGCUUCGGGGCCAUCUUCUUCCUCCCGGAUUCCGUGCGCCUCCGCCGCUUCUUCUUGCUGCCCGCCGAGCCGCAGCGCAUCGACAGUGCAGGAGGGAGCGGACUGGGGCUGGCACCGGGACCGGGACGGGGACGGGCAGCCCCCGCGGGCCCCCGGCACAGUCAGACGGAGGCGCACAUCGGUCCCGCUCGGCGAAGGGAGGAGGACAGAUUCGGAAAAGAGCCGGUGCUGGAGCGGAUCCGCCAGGAGGUGACGGAAAGCGAGCACAGACUGAAGGGUUCGGAGAACGGGGCAGAGGUGCUGGAAGCCAGCAACAGCCGCUCCCCACCACUGCUGGAAGCAGGGACAGAGUCGGCAGAUCAGGACGUGAGGAGCCACCGGGAGAAAGUCAAAGAGAUGAUGAAAUUUGCUUGGGAUAACUACAGACAAUAUGCAUGGGGAACCAAUGAACUCAAGCCAUUGUCGAAGAGUGGACAUACAAGUGGCUUGUUUGGAGGGCUUCUGGGAGCUACAAUUGUGGACUCUUUGGACACACUCUACAUUAUGGGCCUUCAGGAGGAGUUUAGAGAAGCCAGAGAAUGGGUGGAAAGCAACCUGGACUUUAAUGUGAAUGGAGAAGUAUCUGUCUUUGAAGUGACCAUCCGUUUUGUUGGUGGGCUGCUGUCAGCAUAUUACUUGACUGGUGAUGAGUUAUUCAAGAUGAAAGCAAUUGAAUUAGGAGAGAAGCUACUACCGGCAUUUAACACCCCGACAGGCAUCCCCUGGGCCUUGAUAAACCUCCGUAGUGGAGUUGGUCGGAACUGGGGCUGGGCCUCAGGGGGAAGUAGCAUUCUGGCAGAGCUUGGCACCUUACACCUGGAGUUCGUGCACCUGAGUGAGGUGUCAGGCAACCCAAAGUUUGCUGAAAAGGUGAUGAAAAUCCGGAAAGUUCUGAAUCGGCUAGAAAAACCUCAUGGGCUUUACCCCAACUAUCUGAGCCCUGUUACUGGUCACUGGGGGCAGCAUCAUGUCUCCAUUGGUGGGCUUGGGGACAGUUUCUAUGAAUAUUUGAUCAAAGCCUGGCUUAUGUCUGACAAGACUGAUGAGGAAGCCAAAACUAUGUAUUAUGAGGCUUUACAGGCAAUAGAGGCAAAUCUAGUGCGAAAAUCUGCCAGUGGUUUGACCUAUAUUGCAGAAUGGAGGGGAGGGAUACUAGACCAUAAAAUGGGGCAUCUGACAUGUUUUUCGGGAGGGAUGUUAGCCAUGGGAGCUGAUGAUGCACCGACAGAUCUGUCUAAACACUACAUGGAAUUGGCAGCAGAAAUCACCAUCACCUGCCAUGAAUCAUACAGACGUUCAGCAACUAAGCUUGGUCCUGAAGCAUUUCGUUUUGAUGGUGGUGCUGAUGCUGUUGCUACAAGAAUGAAUGACAAAUAUUACAUCUUGCGGCCUGAAGUGGUUGAAACCUACAUGCACAUGUGGCGAUUUACCCAUGACCCCAGGUAUAGAGAAUGGGGCUGGGAGGCAGUACAGGCUCUGGAGCAGCACUGUCGAGUAGAGACUGGAUUUUCUGGGAUAAGAGAUGUCUACAGUACCCUGCCACACCAUGAUGAUGUACAGCAGAGCUUUUUCCUUGCGGAGACGUUAAAGUACCUUUAUAUACUGUUCUCUGAAGAUGAACUGCUGUCUCCAGAACACUGGGUGUUUAACACCGAGGCCCAUCCACUGCCUGUAAUACAAAGGAACACACAGGAACAAGUGAUCACAAAUGAUCAGUAAACAAAUCUACCCUGAAGAAGGGUUAACUUUUAUCAGUCGUUUGGGUUGAGAUACAUUUCCUUUCCAGUAAAGGACCUUUAUUGAUUUAGAUAGAAAUGAGUUAAGAGUCAGCAGUGUAAUCGAUGUGUUGUGUUUGAUCUACUCUGGACACAUUGAUUUCCUCUGUGAGGAGUUGCGUGGCCUGUUGACUGCUUGUAGUGGGUCACACUAAAAGCAAAGUCUCAGAAAUAUUUUACUCGUACACAGGGUUUGAAUGAGGGAGAAUGCAAGCAUCAAUUUGACUCUGUUCUUUCUGACCAAAGGAUUAAAUUUUCAUAAGUGUAAAGGCUGUUACUUUACUUUACUUCUCAUUUUAUAAAAAAAAUAUAUUUGUGUAAAGCAAAGUAAAUGCAUAUUCAGUUGUUUAUAUUAAUAAUUAAAGUAGCAUCUCUCUGGUACUACGACCAAAUAUUUCAUUGACAUGAUCAUCUGAGAAUUCUGCAGCUCUAAUAUCCAUUGACUAGAACUUUCAUUUUCUCUGGGUCACUGAUUUGUGUAUUUGCAUAAAAUGUUUUUCUGUGCUACCUUAACAUGUUUGUUAAUUAAUUUAAGUAAAUUAGCAAAUAUGUUAAACAGUGUGGAUUAGAAUAAAAUUAGUCAACAACUUAUGAAGAAAAGAAGCAGGAAAUUAAAUAUUAACGGUGUGAAAUUCAUCUUAAGCAGUAGCAGUUUUGGAUCUUUUACAUUCUGCCCAUUUUACACCACUGCCCAAGGCAAAUCUUACAACUUUAAUGUUUAUUUUUUAUAUCCCACAUUGACUCUACUUUUUUUUGCAAUAUACACAGACUGAACCAGAUUUUUCUGCAAUAUUGAGAGAGUGAAAUUGGUCCAUGCCAGCAGCAUGAAAUGGACUGUUAGCUGUUAGUUUUUCCAGGUAAUUAUGUUUUUGUUUUUGUUUUGGACUGUUAGCAGACUGGCAGCCAAUUUUUCACCUCACCUGAUUUUCUUUCCAUUCAGGUUCACAGAAAAAUAGUUCAAACUGUUUUUUAAUCACUCCUUUCCUCAUCUCACAGUUGCUUUAAAUUCAAAAUCUUGGCAAUAUUUUCCAAAUUAGUAGAAAAUAAUAACUGGCUCAGUGAAAAAUCAUCUGCCAAUUCACUACAGGCCAUUUUUUGUGCUGCUGGUGUAAACCAAUUUCACUUCCAUUGUGUUUGAAUCCAGAUUUUAUUUGAUAAUUAUAAUCAACAAGAAAAUGAUUUAAUGAAGUGUUUUUUUGACCUCAAUCCCACUUUACUACAUAAUCAUGUAACACCUAAUCAAAAGGUAUCAUAUGUAUUGCUCAAAAAUAAUGUACACUUUCAUCAGAUGUUAUACAUUGAAAUUCAUUCUGAUCUGUUUCUCAGUUUGGUUACACAUUUAUGCCAUUUAUUUUGUUCUUAGUUAUUUUAUUCUGUUCUAAUCCCAGUUGUGCUUUUACAGUGUUUCAGAUUGAGCUCAAUUAUACAUUUAAUGUAUUUUUCUGUUGUCAGUUAUACAUCUAUAUCAUUUGAUUUUGAUGUCUACAUUUGGACAGUUACAAACAUAUGAAAACGACAGUCAGGAAAGGAUUCACUGGUCUAUUCAACUUGCUCCACACAUUAUGCAUCAUAAAACAUACAGUCCACACCAACCUAGUGCUGUGUAAUCUCCUGGGAGAGGCAAAAAAACAAAUUAAAAUCCCCAAGCCAAUUGUGGGGGAAUCUGGAAAAAUUCCUCUGAGUCCCGGAGGUGAUCAAAACUAGUCCAGGAGAUCACAUUGUCUCUGAUUUACAUUACAGGAUAACCUACAUUUUGUAAUAUUAUUCUGAUCACAGAAUUAUAUGGCUCAGACAAAGGACAUUCAGUCUUUUGGGCCUGUGUUGGUGCUCACUUUUCUACUCUAAUUCCAUCAACCUUGUGUAGUUUUAUAUUCUUAUUUUCAAAUAGCUAUCUAAAUUCCUUUCAAAUGAUGUCUGACUCACCAUACAUGAAGCAUUACAUCUAAUAAUUAUGAAAAUUUAUUUAACACUUGCCCUUCUUCUUGUGAUCAUUGAGUCUGUGCCCUUUGUUACCAAUUUACCAACCAGUGAAAACAAUCUUUUAUUACUUAUCCCCUGUACCAAUUAUAAUUUUGAAAACCUCUUUCAGAUCUACCCAUUAAACUUUUUUCCAGUUAAAAAAAAUUGCCUAAUGUUUCAUGAUAUAUUCUCAUUUAACUUCUCAUUCCUAAUAACAUUCAAGUAAACCUUCACUGUCCCCCUUCCAUGAUUCAACCUCCCUAUAAUGAGAUAUCCAGGACUGCACAUACUACUCUAACUGUGGCCUUAACCAAUGUCUUGAACAAAUUCAACAUCAUUUUUUUUAUAUAUAGUAUUACCAUAAAGAAAACUGAGAAUGCCAAUUGGCUUUUUAUAUUUUAUUGGGAUGUAGUGGAGGGCAUACCAGGUACAUGCAUUUUAUUAUUGGAGACGAGGAUGCCCAUUUUUGGCAGCAUGUAAUGAAGGACAUGCAGAGUAUAUUCACUUCUUAUUGUUCCAAAUUAAGGUCCAGUCUCUAAAAGCACAAAAUGGUAAACCACAUAAGGUUAAGGUGAUGCAGAUGUUUUGCUGAAUCCCUUAAGACUAUGUGACAGCUGCUAUUACAGCUAUUAUUUGGACUAAAUACUGCUAUAUUUAUAGUGAUUCAUUAUGAGACCAAAAACUUAGAAGUUACUGUUGAUGAUGUUUGUGGACAAAUAUUUAACAGAUAUAAUCAGAGGAAUAUUUACCAAUAUUGUCAACACUAAUUUCUCAUUACUGGUAGAGCAAGAAACAAAUUUAUUAUGUGGUUAAAAGAUUACCUGAAUGUCUAUGAUACAUUGUAUAGAUUUGGGUCCAGCUUAUUGGGUGUAUUCUCUCAUUUGAAGCAGUAUAUACAAUACUUGUAUCUUUAAUAUAUUAAAAGUCUUACAAUAUAGCAUCACUCCCUGUCACAAUUAGUUCCCGCAAUGCUUUCCUCAUCAUACCCUAAUUCACUCAAUGUCACAGAAGAUCUGUUAAUAUAUAAGAAAUCUACACCGAAUCCUUGAAAAUGCACUGAAUAUGUCAAAAAACUAAAUUUCUUUGAGGAAUCUCCUCAGCACAUUCCCACAAAAAAAUUCUCAGACAUAAUGUAUAGAAUAAUCACUUCUAGAAUUGCCACUACUUCCUUUGCCUAGAAUUCUUUGUUCCUCUAUCCUGUUAAGAAUAUUACUAUGUUAGGGAAUAAUUCCUUUCACUUUUCUUUCUGUAAAAACUACUCCUUCACAUUUUUCUGCAUUAGACUGUGGCUACCACCUAUUUCUCCACUCCACCAAUCUAUUUAUGUCCUCCAAUUUUCUGUAUUUUUCUUCACAAAUUGCAGUCCUCAUAUUGGGUAUUAUCAGCAAAUUUCAAUAUCAUUCCUUGUGGCUAUGUCCAAUGUAUUUCUAUAAUUGUGAAAAAAGACAUUACAGCAAAAAUUGUCGAAGUACACUACUACCAACUCCUAGCAUUCUAAACCCUAGCCACCUCACUGUCUAUUUAGAUUUAUUCUUUUUAACACAAAUGCCUUAAUGUUCAUAACAAGCCUGUAAAUGGCAUCUUAUCAAACACCCUUUGAAAGUCCAGCAUACAACACUCUCUAUAUUUCCUUCAUGUAUGCACUCUGUAAUUUCUUCAAAUAAAUUCAGUUAAAAUUGAGCAUGGCCUGCUUUUCUAAUCCUUUACUAAUUUGUCCCAUGUUAUGAAUCCUAGUAGUUUAUCCCUAACUGAGUAAGACUAACUGGCUUAUAAUCUCCUGGUACAUUCUAUUUCCAUGGAAUUUUUCUCCUGGAAUAAAUUUGCACUAUUUCAAUCUGAUCUCAGUUAUAUAUUUGCAGUUUCAUGCAUUUUUUGUUUGUCAUGUAUGUACGGUGUGCCUUCAGACAAUGACAGUUGUGUUGUUUAAUCUGGUUAAUGUAACAGAGUAAGAUCAUUUAGUUAAACACAUAGUUACUGAAUGAAAUAAUUACAAAUCCUUGUAUUGUGUGAUUUUUGUUCAUCGUCACCUUGAAAGGGAAUGGUGUAUUUGUUUUAUCCAAGAUGAUUUGACAUAAAAUUGCAUGAAUAGAAGGUAAUUUUAUAAUGAGCACAAUGCAGAGAUAUUGUAAUCCGGAAUUUUUGAAACACAUUCAACAGUAGUAGCACUGCACCAGAAGUCUCUGUCACAGAAAUUACCGCCGUAAAAUGAAUUAUAUAUUGCUAUUAGCUUGGAUAACUUAAGUUCAUCCGAAUACUGAACUUUGAAUGUUACAAACCCAAUUUCUGAAAAUAUACAGCUACCACAGUUACAGUGCCAAAAUACUCUGCUCCAUAUGUACUACAGUCCUAAUAUUCUGAGGUCUACUGAGAUGUCAUUUCCUUUCUGCUAUUAAUUGCCCCCUUUACUCAACCUCCCAGAGUUCAUCUUGUUCAACUGACCCCUCAACAAAUUAUAAUACUGCCUACUCAUGAACUUUAAUGCAAUCUUUAAUUUUCUUCUGGAUGCACUUAAAAACCUUUUUCAUUCUGCCUUUCAACAUUUGUUAAUAAUUCUUUCCCUAGCCUUUCAUUUCAUUUUUCAUCAUUCUUUGACCCACCCUCAAAGUUUAAUACCCCUAUCAUUGAGUGACUCAAUGCACUUUAAUAGUUCAUAUAGCCAGAAGGAGAUUUUUUUCUUCACCUCCUGGGCAGAGAUCAAUCAUUGUGGAUCCCAACCCUUUUUCAUUCCAUGGAGGGCAAAAAAUCUACCACUAGGUUAGGUCAGUGCACUUCAGUACUCUUCUCACCUGGUGCCUGUGCAAUAGUACUCUGCUUAUGUGGUUUCUGCAUCUUAGUACACUGCUCACCUAGUAAUACUUUGCUCACCUGAUCUUGGUGCUUUCUUACAUCUUUCACCCGGUCUCUGUGCUUAAAUACUCCACUUACCUGAUCUCUGAUCUUUAAUGUUCUGCUCACCUGGUCUCUGCACUUUAUUAUUACACUUACCUGGUCUCAGUGCACUUUAAUGCUUCCCCCACUUGAACUCAGUGCACUUUAAUGCUCCCCCCACCUGAACUCAGUGCACUUUAAUGCUUCCCUCAUCUGGUCAAUGCACUUUAAUAUCUGGGUACACUUCUUAACUCUCCCUUUCCUUACGACAGCAACAUACUGAUGUGUUUAUUCAAACAUAUUUUGUCUCUGUUUCAUUCUGACCAGAGCAUACAUCACCCAACCUGUUGUUAACAAUGUUUUCCUUAACGGCUUCCUAUCAUGUACUGCAUUAACAAUCCAGGGGUAAGUUAUCCUCUGAUUUUCCACUUCCAACUUGAUACCUGACCCAUGCUCAGCCCUUUGCACUGCUGCUCAGUUCAGGAACUGAAAAGUUUGAGCAUCAAACAUGCACCCCUUUUAUGGACAUUGAUUUGUGUUCCUCUCAUUUUACACACAGCCCAGUGUCCAGUGCCAGAAGUAGACCUGACACUAUUGGUUUGCAUACUCAUUAGGUGUCUGGCAGUUGACUGAAUCAGGAUCCUUAAUGAAAUUGCUAUCCAUACAUGCUUGGAAUAUCACUUGUUUACCCUGUUCAACAAUUCGUGGCAUGAACAGUUGACAAGCCACCAUCACAAGCGUUAUUUAAAGGAAUCGUCACCUCCAUUAAGUUAAGUUUCUGGUUCUUUGUUUUAGCUUGCCAAAUUUUUGGCUGCUUUGGCUACACUUUGCAUGUGAAAUGCUUUGGAAGAAGGAGUUUGUUGAGAUCAUUAACACUUUCUCAGGAUUAGCUUAAUCAGACCAGGAAGAGUAGUAGAGAAUACUUGCAGAAGCUGCUAGAAGAGAGCAAGAAAGCAAUGCCACUUUUGUGAGAUGACAACAGUUCAUCACUUUUCCCUUGGAGGCAGGCAAGCAGAAAGAAAGCCUGGUUUGCUGGAUUCCAGUAGUGCAUAGACUGCACCAUGGUAUUAACUGAACUUAACUGGUAUUAACUCAAUAGCAGUCUCCAUAUGCGGGGAGCAUAAUGACCAAACCCAUGUGGGGU